Messenger RNA from Rhipicephalus sanguineus (brown dog tick), 2439 nucleotides. RefSeq lists its product as uncharacterized. The transcript has 8 exons. The record is from RefSeq and is a predicted model, not a curated record. The coding region runs from base 38 to 1102 and encodes 354 amino acids. NCBI's taxonomy places the organism in Eukaryota, Metazoa, Arthropoda, Arachnida, Ixodida, Ixodidae.
CAGCAGCAGCAGAAGCUCGGUGCAUGUCCUGUUUGAAAUGUUGGAAAUACUAACUUGCCUCCUAGCACGCACUCUCGCGCUAGCUGCAGCGCACACUCCUGAGCCACCGAUGUACGCAGGCCCAUACGAAGCUUACAGAUAUGAAGACGCGAACAGGGUUCUUCGGUAUAAAGGUGAUGUUCAUUUGUUUCGCGCCUCUUUUGGCUGGAAUCCGUACAACACAAAGUGCAUGAAAUCAAGGUAUUUAACAGAGAGUGACAACGUGGUACGACGUACAAUUGAGUACUACGGAAUCCCUGUCCGCGGCUCCACCUUCCAAUAUAAUAUUAUCAAACAUUGGAUGAAGGUAAUCAAGCCGAGGAAUUCCCAGCCGUAUAUCUAUUCAGCUGAAGAUAAAACUAAAGUUGAGAAGAAGACUACGGAAAAGCCUGUAAAAAAUCCACCCGCCAGCUUACCAGCGACGUUGGCACCACGUGAACUGGAAUACGAUGGGAUAACGCUCGCUGAAGACGAAUAUUUGACGUACGUGCUCUAUGCUGAUGACAAGUGUGUCUUGACUGGACACUACAAUCAGACAGGCGAGAGCCUCGUACUGCUGCCUCUCCAGAAGCUGGAAUGCCUCCACCGCGGCGAGAGUGCAGCAUUCAAGCGCCAGUUCAGGGUGACGAGGGAGACGUUCUGGAGCCUGAUGGCGAUCCUGUGGGGAGACAGUCCCGCCACAACACACGGAUGGUGGGCCUCAGUGGGAGCUCGGAGCUGCGAAGAAGAGGCAGACGAAUUUCCCGCUUCACCCGCCAUUUUGUUUAGACAGCAAAGUAGCCUGCUGCCUGCAUGCUGCCUACUACGACAGCAAAGUAGCCUGCUGCUGCAUGCUGCCUACUACGACAGCAAAGCCUGCUGCCUACUACGACAUAAUUAUUCCUUUUGCAAGUUGGCGAGGUACCUACCACGGGUUCUUAAGGCAACGCGCGCCCCCGCAAGCAAAGUAGCCUGCCUGCAUUACAAUAAGUGGCAACAGAUGUUGCUGCUGAUUUUUCUUCCUGUAAGUUGGUUAUAUCUUGAAAAAUAUUAUUUAUACCUAAAGCGCUGUUUGUUUCCGUGAAGGCGAUCUCGGAUUUGAUAAGUCUGGCUUCCUGUGGUUCACCUUGACUAAUAAUAAUAUCUGGGGUUUUACGUCCCAAAACCACGAUAUGAUUAUGAGAGACGCCGUAGUGGAGGGCUCCGGAAAUUUUGACCAUCUGGUGUUCUUUAACGUGCACCUAAAUCUAAGUACACGGGCCUCUACCAUUUCGCCUCCAUCGAAAUGCGACCACCGCGACUGGGAUCGAACCCGCGACUUUCCGGUCAGCAGCCGAGCACCGUAACCGCUAUACCACCGCGGCGGACAUUCACCUUGACUGGGUGUUCAUACCUGUGUGCUUUGUAAUUGAUGGGCCUUGAAACCAAACGCUCCUUGCGCAAUUCACAUGUUUCGACACCUGGUGCGAUUCGACGCUUCUACCACGCAUGUGUUAACGACACUCCUCGCUCUCUCGAAGUAUUUGUGAGAGCUGCCAGGGCACUCUGAAAACAGUUUCACAAGAUGAGGAGAAACUAUGGGCCGCAUGACACACUGCUGCAGCCACCACGUCACAUAACUGCAGAUAAUCCUGAAAGGUAUUGACGCAUACUGCCGCGAAUGUGUAAGAAAAUCAUUUCAGGGCCUAAGCGACCUCUUUGGGUAGGCGCUAAUUAAACGUAUUACUCUUGCUCAAAACUUGCACGGGCUUCGUUUCACGGGAAGCAUAAUAGCUCUAGCUUUAGAGUCAGGUUUACUGCAUGACUCAAGACAUCUGGGUGUUUUCUAGAGCGGAUACAGCGCUGGAAUGCGAAAACUGCUUAUUCAGGGGUACGUCAAAAGGCGUCUAUGAAAGGCGGGGUUUCAAAUGUGCGUUAAAAGGACUCGGGUAUUGGUUUGUUUAAAAGUGGUGUUGAGUGUCGCAAGGACAAUAACACAUAAGUCGUGCUGGAGAACGAGCGCCAUACAAAAUAUCCUCCUUUGAUCCGCCAUAAGCAUUUCCCUACGACGAUAUAAGCUUCGCCACGCCCUUAGCCAAGAUGCCGCGACGGUCCUUUGUGCUCAGGCUUUUCUCACCCCCGGCUGCUUCAUGUAGAGGUGUCGCCUGUGAAUGAAGAACACAGCAGGGUUGCUUCUUCCGUUUUCCCUCUCGAUUGCUUCAUCGUGUCGUGUGUGCUCGUCACAAACCUUCGACGACAGCGACUGCCUUUUUUUAUUCUUCUGCCCCAUCUGCAUAUUACCGUGAAAAAAACAAUCAAACGAAGCCACAUAUAUUAAAAAUUGACAUUUUCGCGGAUAAGGAAACAAAUAUGCCGAUGGCGUAUACCACGUCAAGAAAAAAUUUUAUUGCAACUUUCGGUGUGAAUAAAAUGCAUAACAUA